AUGAUAUCAGUAGGCUCAGCACAACCUGGAAAUGGAUUUGGCACACUUUUUGGGAUAGUUUGUACGACAUCAGUUUCACUGUCAUUCGAUGAUACAGAAAUCGAUUUAUCAACAUGUUCAACAAUAAAUACAUCUGAUGGUUGCUGGAUUAAUUUUAUAGUCGAUUACCCCGCAAAUAGUACAAAAAUCAUGUUUUCUCUCUUACCUGGUGAUCUAUUGUAUCUGACAAAUGGUGAAUAUCCAUUAAUAACGCAUUCCGCAACAAUCUGGCUAGAUAAACAAAAAUUUACGCGAAGCAUGAGUUAUGUGUGUUUUAAUGGUGAUGAGUGUGGAUUAAACUACACACAGCAGCUAUUUAAUGAGACAAGAACAUUGAACUAUGAAUAUAUAAUAAAUGGUCUAUCCGACUUGUUAGUGGGCGAGAAUACAACAGCAACCACCAACAAUGAUUUAGCAUGUUAUAAUCAAUAUGACAAAGAAGUAUCGUGUCCAGGAGGUGUUUGUCAAAUUAUAUCUACUUGGUUCGAUUCUAAUAAAAUAUCGGUUAGAUCGUGCGUGAAGAAAGGUUCAAUGAGUACGAAUGGAAUACGUGUACACAAUGAUCUUGUUCAUGCUAUUCGACAAAUUCUUAGUCAAAAUGAUCCUCAAUUAUUGACAUCUUUAAGCUAUACAUCUUCAUUUGCACUACUAUCAACUACCACAACUUCGCUACCCAAUCGAUUCAGUUCAACAUCAUUAAGUUCGCUAAGCUCUGACUUUUCUUGGAGGCUGUUAAUUGGCGUUACAAUAACAGUUUCAGUUUGUUCAAUAAAACAUUGGACAUAG
Messenger RNA from Didymodactylos carnosus, 825 nucleotides. The record is from the annotation of a GenBank genome assembly. Lineage: Eukaryota; Metazoa; Rotifera; Eurotatoria; Philodinida; Philodinidae.